Hipposideros armiger (great roundleaf bat) is the source of this 2273-nucleotide messenger RNA. It is a transcript of the gene OLIG1, whose product is annotated as oligodendrocyte transcription factor 1. Gene Ontology annotation, biological process: positive regulation of transcription by RNA polymerase II; sensory organ development; axon development. Gene Ontology annotation, cellular component: nucleus. Bases 117 to 914 code for a protein of 265 amino acids. Lineage: Eukaryota; Metazoa; Chordata; Mammalia; Chiroptera; Hipposideridae. The record is from RefSeq and is a predicted model, not a curated record. The transcript has a single exon. Gene Ontology annotation, molecular function: E-box binding; protein dimerization activity; DNA-binding transcription factor activity, RNA polymerase II-specific.
CCGCUGCCCCGCCAUCCGCUCCCCGCACGCAGGUCCGCGGGGAGGGGCAGCCUGCCCAAGGGCCCACCCCGGGGCGUUCCUGAAAGGCGCCCUCCACCGCCCCCACAACCCCCCAGAUGUACUAUGCAGUUUCCCAGGCGCGCGUGAACGCGGCCCCCGCGACCAUGCUGCGGCCACAGAGACCCGGAGACGUGCAGCUCGGAGCCUCCCUGUACGAGCUGGUAGGCUACCGGCAGCAUCCCUCCUCCUCCGCCUCCUCCUCCACGACGACCCCCCUCCUCCCCAAGGCAGCGCGCGAGAAGCCCGAGGCGCCCGCGGAACCGCCGGGCGCGGGGGCAGGACCCGGUGCGCACGCGGGCAGUGGCUCCAGGUCGGAAGCCAAAGAAGAGCAGCAGCAGCAGCUGCGACGCAAGAUCAACAGCCGCGAGCGGAAGCGCAUGCAGGACCUGAACCUGGCCAUGGACGCGCUGCGCGAGGUCAUCCUGCCUUACUCAGCGGCGCACUGCCAGGGCGCGCCGGGCCGCAAGCUCUCCAAGAUCGCCACGCUGCUGCUCGCUCGCAACUACAUCCUGCUACUGGGCAGCUCGCUGCAGGAGCUGCGCCGCGCGCUGGGCGAGGGCGCCGGGCCCGCCGCGCCGCGCCUGUUGCUGGCCGGCUUGCCCCUCCUGGCCGCCGCGCCCGGCUCCGUGCUGCUGGCGCCCGGCGCCGUGGGGCCGCCCGACGCGCUGCGCCCAGCCAAGUACCUGUCGCUGGCGCUCGAGGAGCCUCCGUGCGGCCAGUUCUCUCUCCCCGGCGGCGGCGCGGGCGGCGGCCCGGGCGGCCCCGGCCUCUGCACCUGCGCUGUCUGCAAGUUCCCGCACCUGGUCCCGGCCGGCCUGGGCCUGGCCGCCGUUCAAGCGCAGUUCUCCAAGUGAGGGCCGGCCCUGGCGGUUGGCGCGACCUCCGCCCGGCCUCUCGCCCCCGCGCCCCCGCGCCCUGCGCCCCGGGAGAGUGGGGCCCAGCAAGGAGCGCAUUUCGAACCUUUUCGCCCAGAGGAAGGGACUAUCGGGCGCUCCCUUCCCUGCCCCCACCCUGGGGGAAUUAGCGUGACCUGAGCGGAUGUUCCACGGAGCGUCGGCGUCGUAGGCGUUCUGGGUGGAUUCCAGCUGCUUUGGGCAGCAAGGGUGCGGCUUCACCCCCAAUGUCACCCAGCACCUUUCUCUCCCGGUCCCAGGAGUUGUGCGCUUCGCGUGGGUGGUGUGGAUUUAACCGCGCGGUGCUCGCCCCGGGUGCGGCGGGAGGCCAGCUGCGAGAGCCCCUGCUCACAGAGGCAACAUGUGCCGAGCCAGGGGACCAAAGGGCUGCUCUCAGAGGGCGGGGGGAGGAAUUCUUUUCCUUCUCGCUCGUCAGAGGGCAUCCUUGUCCCCACCACCGAAGCUCAAAGGAGGCCGCCUGACCUCAGGAAGCCGAGAAAGGCCAGUUAGUCGGUGCAGAGUGUCCAAGCGUAGCAGAUGGACUGACCCUCGCCAGCCCGACGGGUGACAUCGCGGUUCCGCGGGAGGGAGCAAUGACAACUCCAGGGUCGCUGGGUAUGCUGCUUUGGGAAGUGAGUCCGCUUUGGUACCCCGGCUGUUAAGAGUGCAAUUUUUGAGAAUCACAUAACCAGGUGUUUUGGUGCAGAAAUCAUUUGCUCCUAAAAGCUGGGGUCUUCCUAGAAGGACAGUUUAGAACUCGAGACUCACCGUUUUGUGCCCCCUGCCCCAAAGGUAGCGUAACCAACGUUUGAGCUUGCUUCAGAAGAAAAACCAACUGCCUUUCACGCAGACCGCGUUCCCGGUUUACUAAAAAUAGUUAACUGGGUAUUUCGCAGUCGCCGUCAAGUCAGAAAGUACGAUCGCUAAUUAACGUUCUGUCUCAUUAAAAGACAAGGAGGGGGGCCUGAGUCCCAAACCGCGCGCGGCUCGACGGGUCCCCGCUGCGGUGGCGACGGCAGGAUGUUUUUCUGCGCUGUCCCUUCGCCUGCGGGGUCUUCGAUCAGAGCGCCCGCCUGGCAAGUCUUCUCGCCGCUUUGCGACUGGAGAACUACAUAGGUGACCGGUCUUGAUGUGUUACAGACGUUAACAAAUUACUUCACCGGUGAUUAUUUUAUGAUCUUUCAGCAGCUUGCUUUGAAUUUUAUGUUUAAAGUUUUUGGUUGUUGGUAGUUGCCGAAUUUAACUGGCAUUUUAUUUUGUCUCUAACUUUGUUUCGUUGCUCCGUGAAGAAUCAACAAAAUAAAACAUUUAAAGACCUUA